AUGAUUGACAGUUGCACUUUUGAGAAGUCACCAGUGGAUAUAGCUUAUAGUUACACUAUUAUGGCAUUUGAAGUGGUGCCCACAACUGAUAUGCGGGGUUCGGAUUGUAUUGAUCAGACGGCCAUUUUGACGGGGCGGCGAGUUGAUUGCAACGCGCAUGUCCGAUCCGCGGCGCCCCAGAGCAGACGACCUGAGCUCGGCGCAUCCCUCAUAGCUCUGGCGACAGCGCUAUGUGCUGUA
This is a messenger RNA of Iphiclides podalirius (scarce swallowtail), 240 nucleotides long. Lineage: Eukaryota; Metazoa; Arthropoda; Insecta; Lepidoptera; Papilionidae. The record is from the annotation of a GenBank genome assembly.